Messenger RNA from Drosophila innubila, 2590 nucleotides. Its product is annotated as serine-rich adhesin for platelets. NCBI's taxonomy places the organism in Eukaryota, Metazoa, Arthropoda, Insecta, Diptera, Drosophilidae. The record is from RefSeq and is a predicted model, not a curated record. Bases 92 to 1825 code for a protein of 577 amino acids. The transcript has 8 exons.
CGGGUCAGAGUCUAUUCUGCUUUCGUGCAGUUAGGACGCCAUUUGAACAUUAUACAAAACUAAGUUCGUUUCAGCGAUUACGUUUGGAAUUAUGUUUGGGAACAGUUUUGUGGCCAUUGUCCUGGUGGCCAGCUGCAGCCUGGCACAAGCCUAUCCAGCUCUCUUGCCAUAUAUAUAUAAUCCGUCUAAUGUGCAUCUGAAUAAGCGCAACGACAUCAGCUUUCCACAGAUUGAAGAUGACGUAGGGGAACUGGAUCAGCUGAGGAAUGAGCAGCCUGUCGUGGGAAAGAGACAACACGAUGGCAGCACCGUCCGUACAACAACCACCACAAAAGAAAGCGUGGAGAAAGUAAUCGCACCUCCAGAGCCAAGUGGCAAGGAGCAAGCGCCCGUCCAUCUCAUCCCAGACCUGGAGCGUCAGCUGGAGGUGGCAACGCCAUUGAUGUCGAUGUCAACCACCACCACGACAAGUACAUCAGCCACAACCACUACAGCGGCUUUCAAGGACGACAGUGAACGCUCGCAGCUGGAGGAGCCGAAAACGGCGGCCAAACCAACCCAAGAGCAGGGCCCACAUGCUAAGUGUAUAUCCACGAAACCACCCAAAAAUCAACAGGCAUUUUACGGUGCAGCUCGUCUAGCAUUUGGUCAAAAUCCAGAGGUGUUACCAACAUCCUCAACAUCCACAACCACAUCCACAACCGCAUCCACAUCCACAUCAACGUCAACAAGCACAACUACAACAACUCCGGCACCAGCAACCACAACAACAACCACAAUAGCAGCAGCAGCAGCAGCAGCAGCAGAUUCUGUAGCUCCUGAAAGCGAAUCCGAAACUGUUGUGGAUGUGGCAGGUGAGCCAGCAGAAAACGGCGAGACAGAGGAUGUGGAACGUGAUCUGAACAAGUCACCAACGGCUCAUCGUGAUCACAACAUCAACAAGGAGACCAUCGGUGACAUUCUGAUCGACCAGCUGGAGGCAGUGGCAAAGACCACAGAGCGAAGAUCCAGUAUGCCACAUCUGACGGCCAAGACGGCUCAGAGUUUGCUGCGUAAUCCAAAUGGACAAUACUCCUCCUUCGAUAUGGCUCAGUAUGUUUUUUGGACCGGCGAUGAGACGGGUGUGGCCCGAGCAGUUGAGGAACUGAUUGAUGAGAAUUUGAUUACCCGUGAGAGUGCUCUGAAGUUCUUGCGAGACAUUCGUCUGGGAAUUGAGUUCCUGCAACGCUCCUAUGCCAAUCGCAUCUUUCCCGAGGAGCUGCGUCAGAAUCAUCUUAAGCGCAGUCCACCCAGCACCACAACAACAACAACAUCCACAACAACCACAACCAGCACCACCACUGAGAAACCCUUGCCAGAUAUUCACCUGGAAAAUGAUUCGGAAGGGGGAGUUACUCCAGAGGUUGGCCGAGUCAAAGGCUUGGACAGUUUCACAUUCUGGAACAAGCUUAAGGCGCUGGAGAGCGAGACUCCCCAAGAUAUAACAGACUAUGAUGAUACCAUGGGUCGGGCCAAGAUCGUUGAGUAUUUGUACAACGAGUAUAGCCUAGAGGAAAUACUCUACAAGUUGGCCAAGGUUAUGUUUGCCCAAUCGCUGGCACAUGGUUCCGAUGAGGCUCAACAGGAGUUGCAGAAGUUGACUGAAUUUCUGGAGCGUGAAGGAAAUCUCGGCGUUAUUCCCGUCGAUUUGCAGAAGAAAGUUUUAAGGGUUCUGCUUACCGCAUUGUCGGAUACUUUGACCGAACAUCCGGAGCUGUUGCCCGCUGCACGUGUUAACUUGGCCAAUCCAUUUUACAGGCUUCCAAUUCAUACUCCAAGCCAAUAAAGCGACGCGACGCAGCAGCGAUUGAUGAAAGUUAUCAGAGUAUAUAUAAAGAUAUACAUUCAUAAUCUAUAUUAAAUAUUUAUUAAGUUUUUAGCAUAUACUUAAACAAUGUACACAAGAAACAGAUAAAUAACUUUUUGUAUUCUGUUCAAGUUGAAUGCCAUAUUCAGAAAUGCGCUCUCUCGGAAUUGUUAGCGACAAGAUUUUGAGUAAUCCUUAGUUUUCUUACAAAGAUCCAAAAGUAUAAUUGUUAUAUUUGAGUUUUAUCGAUUGUAACAUAGCAAAACUCUCGUGAUAUUUUUUGUCGGGCUAGACAGUACAAGGACAUCCGUUGGAAAGAAAAGAACGUUUUUAUAUUCGUAGAAAGAGUUUAAAAAGAGAAUAAAAAUGAGAGACUUGCGCUAUUUUGAGCUUUUAAAAGAUUAAAGAAAAUAAAAUAUAUAAUGUAUUUGUAGAAAAUUGGCAUGCUUGCUUAUAUUUGAUAUGAGUUAGUUUGGGAACAAUGAGGUUGACGUUGAUAAUAUCCUUUGUUAAUUGAUACUACAAAACAUACUUAUAUAGGAAAUACUUAUACAUAUAUUCGCUUUGUUUAGUGAAAAUCCAAUAAAGCAGGAAAGGGCUUUAAGUCCAAAUAUAUCAGUAGCAAAUAGAACUGCUUGCAAAUUUGAUUUUUUUUUCCUUAUCGUAAGAUCGUACAGAAAUAUUAACACACUUAUAUGUCCUAUACCCUACUGAAUAAAUAACUAAAGUGUUGCUUGAUAUUAA